AUGACUCACAAGGAGGUAUCCGCCGUAACACUCGGCGGCAAGGGUUCAUCUCUCUCUUCCUCCGCCGUCUACACCACCGCCACUGGCCAAUCCCAAGUACGAAUAGACUCAUCCGCACUCGACCGGUUAUCCUCAACGCCGUCGCUAAAGCAAAAGAUCAACAUCCCCGAAUUCCUAACCCUAGAAGAAACCAGAGCCUUCCUCAUCGUCCUCCUUAACAAACUCCUCCUCUGCAACUCAUCAAAACACGUUCCGUUGUGUAUAUCAGAAGCACUCAAUUCGAAUCAGAAGAGUUUUGAUUUCGAAGAACUCGAUGUGACUGAAGAUGAACAGUCAUUGUUGAUCAAUAAUGCGUGUUUAGGGUUGAUCGGUGUUUCUGCGGUUUUGGAUCAUCAAUCGACGGCGCUGUCUGUGAUUGCUGAUGUGGCUGCGGCGUUUUCGUGUGAGGCGUUGAAAGCUGAUGUGAGUGUUUUCAAUUUGAUGGAUUCCGGUGAUGGACAUAGUUCUAAGGAGGAAGUUGGAGUUGCUGGUGAUAUGAGGAUUUUGCUUAAUGGAUCUAAGUUUGUGGGAAAGGAAACAGUUUCUUCUGUUGUGAAAAUUCCAAAAGUUCAUGGGAUUAUUAGGGAGAAGGUGAAGUCUGUGCAUUCUAGAAUGCGAGUUGAGUUGAAUUCUGGUCAUAAAUUGGGGAAAAUUGAGCUUGGGAGUGAGCAUACUGUGUGUAAUGUGUUGUUGCCUUUGGGAAUGGCAUUGAGGGAAUUGGGUGAGUGUAGUUAUGCACGUGCGCAAAGUAACUUUUUGUAUAUUAGUGGUGGUGAUUUGAAAUUGAAAAUUGGUGAAAUUUUUCGGAAGGAAUGUCCUACGGAUGCUAGUUUGGCUAGUAGUUUUAAUGAAUCUUUUAGUUUGUACUCUGGAAAGGUGUAUGAUAAGUUUGCACAUGAAAUCAAUGUGUUGUUUGCGCUUGUGUGGAAAAUUGUGGCAUGGGAACUUGUGACUGCCUAUGCUGUACUUGAGGCUGCUGAGUUGAAUGAAAAGAUCGGAGGUGCUAAAGAAAAUGGUGAGAAUUCCAAAGUUGAAAAGAAGAAGAAGAAGGCUGUUUUGGGAAAAGGAACUAGUUCGAUUUUGCAGUUGAUUAAGGAUAGGUUGCAGAGUGAAAAAAGGAGUGAUGUAGAGAAUUCGCGGCUUUUGGAAACUUGGGUUGCUGAUUUUCUAUUGUUUUUGGAUUUGGCAAGACCUGAAUUCAAUGAGUUUUUAUUGAAAGUAAAGGAUGUUGUAGAAAGCAAUGAAAGCAGAAGAUUGCCCAAGAUUCCUAAGGGGACACGUGAUUUUGCAAAAGAACAAAUGACAAUUAGAAAGAAAGCAUUUUCAGUAAUAGAAGAAGUCUUUGAGAGGCAUGGUGCCACAGCCUUGGAUACACCUGUCUUUGAAUUGCGAGAAACUCUCAUGGGAAAAUAUGGAGAAGACUCAAAGUUGAUUUAUGAUCUUGCUGAUCAGGGUGGGGAGCUCUGUUCUUUGAGAUAUGAUUUGACAGUUCCAUUUGCUAGGUUUGUAGCUAUGAAUGGUCUGACAUCUUUGAAAAGGUACCAAAUAGCUAAGGUCUACAGAAGGGACAACCCAUCUAAAGGAAGAUACCGUGAAUUUUAUCAAUGUGACUUUGAUAUUGCCGGUCCAGCUGAAAAAAUGGCUCCAGAUUUUGAGGUUGUUAGAAUUUUGACCGAAUUGCUUGAUGAGCUGAACAUUGGGGAUUUUGAGGUAAAAUUGAAUCAUAGAAAGUUACUGGAUGGCAUGAUGCAAAUAUGUGGAGUACCUCCUGAAAAGUUUAGGACUAUAUGUUCAAGUAUCGACAAGUUAGACAAACAAUCAUUCGAACAGAUAAGGAAAGAAAUGGUUGAAGAGAAAGGAUUAACUGCUGAGACAGCUGACAGAAUUGGAACAUUUGUUAAAGAAAAAGGACAUCCUUUAACAUUAUUAUCUAAACUUAAACAAGAAGGCAGUGCUUUCUUAGAAAAUGCUGGAUCUACUGAUGCAUUGAAUGACCUGGAAAUUUUAUUUAAAGCCCUGGAUAAAUCAAAACGCCUUGAUAAGGUGGUUUUUGACUUGAGUCUUGCCAGAGGUCUUGAUUAUUAUACUGGAGUUAUAUUUGAAGCUGUUUUUAAAGGGGGUGCUCAGGUUGGUUCAAUUGCUGCUGGCGGUCGAUAUGAUAACCUAAUAGGAAUGUUUGGUUCAAAGCAAGUUCCAGCAGUUGGUGUAAGUUUGGGAAUCGAAAGAGUAUUUGCCAUAAUGGAGCAACAACAGAAAGAUCAGGACCAGAUGGCCCGACCAACCAAGACAGAAGUCCUAGUGAGCAUAUUAGGGAAUGACGUAACACUAGCUGGAGAGCUAGCUGGUGAACUAUGGGAUGCUGGGGUGAAAGCAGAAUUCUUAGUCAACAAGAGAAGACCAAAGCACUUUGACUAUGCAAAAGAAUCAAGAAUCCCUUGGAUGAUACUCGUCGGUGAGCAGGAAUUAAAAGAAGGCACGGUGCAAUUGAAAAGCCUCGAGUCAGGUAAUGAUGUGAAUAUAAACAUUCCUAGAGGAAGUUUUGUGGAGGAACUUCGGAAGCGGUUAAACCCUUAA
Vicia faba (fava bean) is the source of this 2613-nucleotide messenger RNA. The record is from the annotation of a GenBank genome assembly. NCBI's taxonomy places the organism in Eukaryota, Viridiplantae, Streptophyta, Magnoliopsida, Fabales, Fabaceae.